Messenger RNA from Quercus lobata, 1626 nucleotides. Its product is annotated as CHUP1-like protein. Gene Ontology annotation, biological process: protein localization to cortical microtubule cytoskeleton. The transcript has 2 exons. Lineage: Eukaryota; Viridiplantae; Streptophyta; Magnoliopsida; Fagales; Fagaceae. Gene Ontology annotation, cellular component: cortical microtubule. The record is from RefSeq and is a predicted model, not a curated record. Bases 118 to 1473 code for a protein of 451 amino acids.
CUGAUCAACCAAGCAAACAAAAAUCUCAACUUUAAUUCAUUUUUUUGCAUAGAGUUUUUUGGGGUAUCAUCAAGUAACCUUAACUCUAUUGCUGAAACAAAAUUGAUAUUCUCUAAAAUGGGGACAACAUCAAAGGCAGAGGUCAUGAAGCCAGCACUCCUCAAAGUUGGUAUUCCUUUAGCUAUAUCUGUAGCUGGUUUUGUUUGUGCUAGGAUCAUGGCAAGGAAAAGUAGUACUGUUCUUAAGGAUUAUUCAUUGCAAACUGAGGUUACUUCUCCCAGAACCAAUGUUUGUGAUGUGUUUAAUGAUGAAGAUAGCUUUCAUAGCUUUCCUUCCACCAUGGAAGAUGAAGAACCAAUGAUCAAUGACGCUAGUCUUGCAAAUAUGGUAGAUGAUUUAGAAAGUGGGAUGAAGCCAAAAUUUGAAGAGAUUUUAGGAUUUAGAAGCCAAGUAGAAGAUCUUGAAAGGAGAGCAUGGGAGCUAGAGAAGCAGUUUGUGAGUUAUUGUGAUUUAAAAGAGCAAGAGUCUUUGCUUAUGGAGCUUAAGAACAUGGUGUUAUUGGAGAUUGCUCAUGUUGAGUUCUUGGAUAGGGAAAUUUCAUCCGCGGAGGCUGAGAAUGAAAGACUUCGAAAUUUGGUAGUACAAUUUGUGGGAGUUCUAGAGCAAUUAGAACAUUGGAAAUCAAAAAAUGGGUUGCUUCAAAGGAAGGUAAAGAGGCUUUUGAGAAGAACCAAGCAGCAAUCACAUGUUAUAAGAGAGCAAAAUAUGAAGAUUGAAGAUACAGAAGCAGAAAUUUUGAGAAAUUGUGAUGAGAUAGAAACAAGGUCUAAUGUCAUCAGGAAAUUGGAGGAAGAAGUUAGAGAGCUGCACAAAAUUAUGGACCAAAUGCAGGGGGAAAAAAAUGAACUUUUGAAUAAGCUUGAGUUGGCAGAAAAUUCAGCUUCAUCAAUCUCCAAGAUUGAAGGAGAAGUUAUAGCCAUGGAAGCUUACAAUAAGCUUGUAAAUGAACUGGAACAUCUCCAGAAGGAUCGAGCAGCUGAGGUUGGGGAAUUGAUUUUCCUAAGAUGGAUCAAUGCAUGCUUAAGGCAUCAGUUAAUGAGAAAUCAUGAACAACAACAACAACAGCAACAACAACAACAACAGAAUCAUGACAAGAAAAGUGACUCUGACCCAUGUUUUGAAGGUGGCCAAGAAAUUGGAAAUUGUAGCUUAGAGCAUGAAUUAGAUAACUCUCAUUUGGAGCACAAUGAGCCUUGCUUUGGUGUAGUUGAGACUGUUGAGGAGAGUAGUGAACAUGCUUGUUCCAAAAGGGGAAAGUUACUUCAAAGGCUUAGAAGAUGGGUGGAAGGCAGUGAUAAGGCAAGAGGGAAAUUAGAUGAUAAAAGAAGGCAUGAAAUUAAGUGCUUUGCUAGGCAUUCUGCUUCUGAUGGGGCAGAGGAACAACUUCAAGCAAGGUCUUGUUCUGGUGCAUGAUCAUGGAUUAUCAUAUUUCUUUCAUAUACAAACUUUAUAUUCAUAGCAUUAAUAAAUAUUUGCUUGGAAAAGGAGAACUUAUUUUCCAAGGGUUAGAAAUAAUUACCAAAAAAAAAAAAGAGCAAAGAAUUUAAACUUCAAAACUGUAUAUAA